AUGGAGACUGAAUUACAAAAACAACUGGAAGAGCUCCGAAGCCGCCAUCAGGAAAUGAUUGAUCGGAGAAUGGCGGAACUCGAAGCUAUUAAAGAACUAUCAGUUCAGGCCGAAUUUUCAAAUUCAAAUAUUCCAAUAAGUCCUGUUAAGCAAACAAAGAAAGUUCUUUUAUCCAUGACUUCUCCAAGCGAAACUGUAGAAUUUGCUCCUAAGGAUUCUGCACAAAUUAAAAAGGUUGCGAUUUCUACACAAAUUGAAAAUCAAAUUCCUAUUAAUGAUGACCAGCAGAAACCUCAAUCAUAUUACGAUCAAACUACUGUACUGGAACUAGACCAAAACUCAGUUUCUUUUGAAAAUAUUAAUAACACAGAUUCAGAAGUAAACGAAACUAUCAAUAUUGAAACAUCAAACACAUCAGAAUUUCGCAAAAUAUGGAGCGAGCCGGCAGUUGUUCGCUAUGUUGCUUCAGAUUGUUGUUGGAAAGGUCAUGAAUUUUACGUAUCUUAUAAGACAAAUCUAAAAGACAAGCUCGGUUUUAUUCUCAAGCGCGACAUCAACAAUAUUUCGCAGUCAGUUCGUUACGAUUGCCCAACACAACCAACAUGCAUCGCAAUGGUCCCACAUUCAUCAGAUUGCUUUGUUGUUGGUGGAAAUACAGGACUUAUUUACCUAUACGAUACUCGCGAGAAGCAAAAUCCAAUUGCUCAAAGCCAAAGAUGGAAUAAAUGCCAUUGUUCACAGAUUGUUGGACUUAUUUUUGUUAAAGAUCGUAAUUUACUAUCAGUUGCCGCCGAUGGAAGUGUUUACAUGUGGGAUAUUGAUGCCUUGGCCUCUCCAUUAGAUACAGAUUUACAUAUGUCGAGAUACAAGCUUCAAGGUGCUAGACCAACCUGCGUAACAUAUACAGAUAUAGGUAAUAUCCUAAUCGGAUCCGAGGAUGGCUCAGUUAUCUCCAAAGGAAAGACGAAAAAUGAAGAAACAAAAAUUCAGCAAUAUGAUGGAAUGAUUACUUCCAUCGAUUUUAGACCAGGAUCGAAAGGCCAGAGGAGCGCAUAUUGCAUAACAACACUUGACGGUGUCGUUGAAGUCCGUUCUGAUAGCAAAUCCCUUAAAAAGAUUGUUUCAUUGACGGAAUCAUACGUUUCAUGCUGUUGGCAGCCUAAUCCAAGGCUUUGUUUUGCUGCAUGCAGGUCAGAUGGGUUCGUUACUCUCGUAGAUGUCCUUGAAGACUCAAAUGCAGAACUAAAUGUGAAUUUAGAUUCUAUUGCCACAUGUUGUAAAUUCUCGAACGAUGGAAAAUAUUUGUUUGUUGGUACAAUUGAUUCCAAUUCACAUAUCCUUUCUUGUCCUAUUACUGUUUCUGUUUGA
Messenger RNA from Trichomonas vaginalis G3, 1368 nucleotides. Its product is annotated as dynein heavy chain binding. The record is from RefSeq and is a predicted model, not a curated record. Gene Ontology annotation, biological process: transport along microtubule. Gene Ontology annotation, cellular component: cytoplasmic dynein complex. Bases 1 to 1368 code for a protein of 455 amino acids. Gene Ontology annotation, molecular function: dynein light chain binding; dynein heavy chain binding. The transcript has a single exon. Lineage: Eukaryota; Parabasalia; Trichomonadida; Trichomonadidae.